Messenger RNA from Rhopalosiphum maidis (corn leaf aphid), 1173 nucleotides. RefSeq lists its product as uncharacterized. Gene Ontology annotation, biological process: sensory perception of smell; detection of chemical stimulus involved in sensory perception of smell. NCBI's taxonomy places the organism in Eukaryota, Metazoa, Arthropoda, Insecta, Hemiptera, Aphididae. The record is from RefSeq and is a predicted model, not a curated record. Gene Ontology annotation, molecular function: olfactory receptor activity; odorant binding. The transcript has 6 exons. Gene Ontology annotation, cellular component: plasma membrane. Bases 1 to 1173 code for a protein of 390 amino acids.
AUGGACAUUCUGGACGAGGAUAACCACGUUUUAAACAUUCGGUUGGCCAAACGUAUUGGUCUGUAUCAGAUUUUGGAUCCCGAAACCGUUAAAUGUCGCGGUCAAAACGUCUACCACGUUGUCGUGGCACUCGUCGUGCUGUACUUGUGCGCCGUUUCGAUGAUGUUGAACGCCAGCGGCGUGUAUUAUUGGACGGACAACGUGGCCAUCAUAAGCGUAGACUAUUUCUGGAAAGCGCAGACCGGGUUGUUCGUCUUCUACAAGAUGUGGAUCGCCGUCUACCGGUCGAACGACGUGUGGAACUGUCUGUCAGUCACGCGGUACGGUUUCACGUCAUUCAGCGUCCGGGACGGACACGUACUGUACCGUUGGCGAGAACGUUCCGUGUGGUUCACGAACACGCUGACCGUCAUGUACUUGACGUCGCUGGCGUUUUUCUUGUGCAGUUCCUUGGCGUUCCGCAAAGACGUGUUGCCGGUAAAAAAUCACGACGGAUCCGUCGGGUAUUACCGUCAGAAUAUUUUGAACUUGUAUUUAAUCGUGUCCGACGAAACGUACAACACGCACUAUUACAAGUUUUAUUUCGUCGAAUCGUUAUCCGUCGUACUGCUGACAAUAUUGUUUCUCGUAUUCGAUGUCCUUCUGGUUACACUGUGCUUUGCUCUGUGCUGUCAGAUGCAAAUGAUUUGCUCUGCGUUUGAAUCGGUCGGACAUAAAUCGCCAAGCGGCUCCAAUUCUUCCGUCGAUCGUAUGGAUGAAAAAAAAAAGAUUUCUAUCGAUUAUGAUUUAAUCUAUUAUGAUGAAUUAAAAACAAUUAUAAUGGAUCAUCAAGCAGUUAUGAAGAAAUUUGAAGAAUUAUUAACUCUAUUUCAACGAGUAAUGUUGUCACAAUUUGUUAUUUCAUCGAUGUCGCUUAUCAUCAUUUGGUUUUUUUUCAUAUUGAAAGAUUCAGUAAUAUUUGCAUUGUACAGCAGUAAUUGGACCGAAAUGAAUAUGAAGUGUAAAAAAUUGAUAUUAUUAACAAUGCAGAUGAAUAAUGUUUACUAUAAAAAGUUUAGAUUCACUAAAAAUAAAGUUGUAAAUUUGGAUAUGUUUCUUAAGACAUUGAGAAAUUGCUACACAGUUGUAUCAGUUUUAAUAAAUUGCACCAGUACACAAUCACAGAAUAAUUAA